Molecule: messenger RNA, 1377 nt
Organism: Aspergillus sclerotioniger CBS 115572
Lineage: Eukaryota; Fungi; Ascomycota; Eurotiomycetes; Eurotiales; Aspergillaceae
Product: TBC-domain-containing protein
Exons: 3
Coding region: 1-1377 (458 amino acids)
Biological process (GO): negative regulation of septation initiation signaling; activation of GTPase activity
Cellular component (GO): mitotic spindle pole body
Molecular function (GO): GTPase activator activity
Source: RefSeq, a predicted model, not a curated record
AUGUCUCCCUCCACCUCCUCUUCUCCCUCCUUCCAACCCACCCAGGCCCAGCUCAACCUCGCUGCUCUGGCCGGGUCGCCAUCACCACGGACCAUGCGAGGCUUGCGCAAGAUCCAGUCUCACCAAAUCCUCUCGUCUCACCCGCCAUCCUCAGCUCUUCCGGCAUCGGGGCGCCUGUCCGCUGGGGCCGAGGAGCUUGUCGCCCAGCCUCCCCAGCUGGACUCGCCCGUGCGACUGCGCUCUCAGCGUCGGGCGCGCUCCAACAGCGAUGCGUCAUCUCGGGACCCCCCAGCGAUAGGAACUCAAAAGCGAUCGGCCAGGAAAACGGGCUCUGGCUUCGGAGUCAAGCGAUCGGUCUUGGAGACGCUCCUCCGAGAUGGACCACAUCAGGGGAACCUCCAGGAGGGUCUUCAAGAGCUACGAUACCUGGUUCUGUCGACACGAGUCGAGGCAGACGCGGAUGGCAUGUCAACAUACCGAAUCUACCUAUGGCUCGUGCUUCUCGAUAUCCCUCCCGUCCCAACCGACGAAUACCUCUCUCUCAUCCACCGAGGCCGCUCCCCAGCCUAUACCAAAAUCCGCAACGACACCUUCCGCACCCUAGCCACGGAUCCCCUAUUCAAACGUCGCGUCACAGAAGCCAGCCUGAUCCGGCUGCUCAACGCCGUCGCAUGGAAACUCCACGACGCAAAGAACAAAUAUCGAUCGCGAUCGCGUCCGUCAUUUUCUCGUCUCCGGGAGAUUGAGCUCUUGAUUAAUACACCUCCGAGCAUCGAGGAAGAGCCCUCCCCAUCCGGCAGCACACCAGGUAGCGUCGCUAGCAGUCGCGACGACAUCAGCGGGAUUACAAAUGAGUCCGCGCUGUACGUCCAAGGCAUGAACGUGCUCUGUGCCCCAUUCCUUUAUGCCGCCCGCAGUGAAGUCGAGGCCUUCGGCCUGUUCCACUCGUUCAUCACCCGCGAAUGUCCGGGUUACAUCCGAGGCGCGAUGGACGGGGUCCAUCGGGGGCUGCGCUUGGUCGAUCAAUGUUUGGAGAUCGUCGAGCCCAAAUUAGCGGCGUACCUCUUUUCCAAGGGGCUGCAGGCGAAACUAUACGCAUUUCCGUCGGUGUUGACACUCUGCGCGUGCACGCCUCCUCUCCCAGAGGUGCUGCAUCUGUGGGACUUUUUGUUUGCGUACGGAACACACUUAAACAUCCUGUGUAUUGUGGCGCAAUUGAUACGGAUGAGGGAUACAAUCUUGGAAAGUCCGAGUCCCAACAAAAUCCUCCGAUCCUUCCCGCCGCUCGACGCCAAAGAGAUCAUCGCCCUGACGGUCCUAAUCGUCCGCAAGAUCCCCGAACCGCUAUACGCCGAAUUAAUCGACCACGCCAAAUGA